GUUGGCUUCCUCUUCUGCUACGUGAAGUUCCACAGUUUUCAACCCCCAAGCAAGAAACUUCCAGCAAUGAAGAUCUUCGUGUGUGUCCUGGCUGCUUUGGUUGCCACCUCGUCGGCUGGCUUCAUCGGUGGCUCCGGCGGCGGUGGUGGCGGUGGCUACAGCUAUGGCAUCGGAGGCGGCGGUGGUGGCCACCAGGAGGUGAAGACCAUCCAGGUCAUCCACCAGGAGGGCGGCGGCUACUCCGGCGGCCAUGGAGGCUACUCCGGCGGUGGCCACCAGGAGGUCAAGACCGUUAAGGUCAUCCACCAGGAAGGCGGUGGCUACUCCGGCGGCGGUCAUGGAGGCUACUCCGGCGGUCAUGGUGGCUACUCUGGCGGGGGUCACCAGGAGGUCAAGACCGUGAAAGUCAUCCAUGAGGAGGGACAUGCUCUGGGCGGCGGCGGCGGCUAUGCCGGUGGCUUCUCUGGCCACGGACAUGGACAUGGUGGCCACGAGGAGGUCAAGCUGGUCAAGGUCAUCCACGAGGAGGGCGGUCACAGCCACGGACAUGGCGGUGGUUACUCCCACGGCGGUUUCUCCGGCGGUCACCAGGAGGUCAAGACUGUGAAGGUGAUCCACCAGGAGGCCGGCGGUCAUGGUGGCUACUCGGGUGGCUACUCCGGCGGUCACGGCGGCUACUCGGGCGGCGGUCACCAGGAGGUCAAGACCGUGAAGGUCAUCCACGAGGAGGGACACGGCCUGGGCGGCGGCUUCGCCGGCCAUGGACACGGACACGGUGGCCACCAGGAGGUCAAGGUGGUGAAGGUCAUCCACGAGGAGGGCGGUCACGGCCAUGGUCACGAUCAUGGCCACUCGCACGGCGGCUUCGAGGAGGUGAAGACCAUCAAGGUCAUCCACGAGGAGGGCGGCCACGCCCACGGCCCCGCCCCCAUCAUCAGCAACGAGUACCUGCCGCCCAGCAACGAGUACCUGCCCCCCGUUUCGGCUCCCGCCCCCGGAUACCUGCCCCCAUCCUCCAGCUGGAAGUGAUUGCCCACCAUCCCAUGCCAUUCGACUGCAUUCGACUCGAUUCGAGCCAUACUGAUCCUUGAGUCUCGUUAAGUAGUUCUAAGCCCUCUUUUUUUUCCGCCCAUAUUUUUUUACUGUUGUACCCAUCUUACCUCACUUGUUGAACAAAUAUACCAUCUGUAAAUUAUACAAA
Drosophila biarmipes is the source of this 1201-nucleotide messenger RNA. RefSeq lists its product as uncharacterized. The transcript has 2 exons. NCBI's taxonomy places the organism in Eukaryota, Metazoa, Arthropoda, Insecta, Diptera, Drosophilidae. Bases 67 to 1029 code for a protein of 320 amino acids. The record is from RefSeq and is a predicted model, not a curated record.